Chaetomium globosum CBS 148.51 is the source of this 3861-nucleotide messenger RNA. RefSeq lists its product as uncharacterized. Gene Ontology annotation, molecular function: lipid binding. The transcript has 3 exons. Lineage: Eukaryota; Fungi; Ascomycota; Sordariomycetes; Sordariales; Chaetomiaceae. Bases 1 to 3861 code for a protein of 1286 amino acids. The record is from RefSeq and is a predicted model, not a curated record.
AUGAACACCGACGAAAAAGUCUACCCCUCGGGGCAGCACUACUCCGGCAGCAACCGCAUCCCGAACAUCAAGCAGUUUGUCGAGUCGCUCGACCGGGAAAAGCGGGAGCGCGACGCCCAGAUCGACUCCCAACAACAACAACAACAACAACAACAACAACAACAACAACGACACCAACCAACCAAAGGCGGCGGCCACGAUGACAAUGGCGAGGUCAGGGACCACGUGCCGACAAACCACCGCAAGGCCGGCAAGAACCGGCGCACGGUGCGCGACCCCAUGACAGGCAAGGACGUCGAGAUCGAGGACAUUAGCAGCGAGCAUAUGAAGGCGGCCGAGGAGCCCAUGCUCACAAUCCCCAACGCGAACCUCUCCCUCCCCACCACCCAACAAACCCUCCCCACGCAAUCCGGCGAAACCUACCGCCACGCGCAAGACAUCACGGCGCCCCCGGACCCCAUCGCCGCAGGUUCCACCUCGGACGUGCCCAUCCACGGCGAAAAGACCAACGUUCUCUUCCACCCCACCCCCGCCGUCAGCUACGAGCCCAUGUACGCGGCGCUCGAGGCGCGCGCCAACGCGCUCUGCGCGGGGCUGUUCGUGGGCGUGGUGGUGCUGGGGAAGUGGUGGGGGGGUGGGAGUGUGUGGGGGCUGGUGCCGUUGGGGGCUGGGGUUGCGGCGGGGGUGUACAUGUGGGUGCGGGAUUUGGUGGCGAGGGGGAGGGCGGUGGAGUGGAGUGCGGAGAGGAAGAGGGGGGAGAUGGCGGUGGUGAAUCUGAUUCCCGAGAGUGUGGAGUGGUUGAAUACGGCGGUGGGGUUGGUGUGGGGGUUGAUGAAUCCCGAUAUGUUCGCGGCGGUGGCGGAUACGUUGGAGGAUGUCAUGCAGGCGAGUGUGCCGGGCGUGAUUGAGCAUGUGAAGGUGAAUGAGAUUUCGCAGGGGAGUAAUCCGCUGAGGGUGUUGAGUUUGCGGGCGCUGCCGGAUGGGCAUGUGCAGGAUCUGAAGGAGGAGAUUCAUAGGAGGGAUUCCAAGGUGAAGGAUCCGCAGCAGUUGGCGGCCGAGGAGGAGGGGGGUGAUUUUUACAACCUCGAGGCUACCGUGGCGUACCACUCGCUGCCGUCGUCGGGGGAUGUGUCGUCCAAGGCGAAGAACAUGGGCAUGCAGCUGGUCUUCUACCUGGGCGUCCGGGGUCUGUUCGGGGUGCCGCUCCCCAUCUGGGUCGAGCUGAACCGGCUGGUGGCGACGGCGCGGCUGCGGGUGGCGCUCGCGCCGGACCCGCCGUUCGUCAAGACGCUCAGCUUCACGCUGAUGGGCCUGCCCAAGGUAGAGGCCAGCUGCGUGCCGCUGGUGGAGCGGGGCGCCAACAUCCUCAACCUGCCGCUCAUCUCCAACUUUGUCAACUGGGCCAUCGCGGCGGCGGCCAACAUGUACGUGGCGCCCAAGUCGAUGACGCUCGACGUGGGCAAGAUGCUGCAGGGCGACGACAUCAAGAAGGAGACCAACGCGCUCGGCGUGCUCUUCAUCCGCAUCCACAAAGCCGUCGGGCUCAGCAAGCAGGACCGGCGCGGCAGCGAGGGCGGCGGGUCGGACCCGUACAUCUGCGUGUCCUUCUCCAAGUUCGGCAAGCCGCAGUACUGCACGCGCGUGAUCCAGGACGACCUCAACCCCAUCUUCUCUGAGUGCUGCGCGCUGCCCAUCACGGCCGACGUCAUCAAGGCCGACGAGCAGCUGUCGCUCGAGCUGUGGGACAGCGACCGGUCGUCGGCCGACGACGUGGUCGGCAAGGUCGAGCUGAGCAUCCAGAAGCUGAUCCAGCAUCCGGGCCACAUGUUCCCGCAGACGUCGCAACUGAAAGGCGUCAAGGCCGGCAGCACCAUGCCGGGCGAGCUGCACUGGGAGGUGGGCUACUUUGGCAAGACGCAGUUCCGGCGGGCGCUGCGCACCGACGGGCUCGACCCCAACCUGCCGCGCGGGCUGCGCGACAAGAAGGAGCUGCGCGACGACCGCGGCAGCCUGGACACGGCCGAGGAGGACGCCGUGGUGCACACGCCGCCGGACCCGCUCUGGCCGAGCGGGGUGCUGAGCGUGGUGGUGCACCAGAUCGUCAACCUCGAGCUCGAGAACGUCAAGGGGUCGCGGGGCGGCAAGCGCAGCGGCGGGCGCGAGUACGAGCCGGCGCGGCCCGAGGCCGGCGAGAUCAAGGAGGAGCAAGGCAAGAAGCUGCCGAGCGCGUACUGCACGGUGCUGGUCAACGACGAGCUCGUGUACAAGACGCGCACCAAGGUGGUGUCGUCGCGGCCCAUCUUCGAGGCCGGCACGGAGCGCUUCGUGCGCGACUGGCGGUCGUGCGUGGUGACGGUGACGGUGCGCGACUCGCGCAACCGCCAGCACGACCCCAUCAUCGGCGUCGUCCCGCUGCGCCUGUCCGACAUCCUGCAGACCAGCAGCCAGAGCACGCGCUGGUACCCGCUCGACGGCGGCAUCGGCUUCGGGCGCAUCCGCAUCAGCCUUCUGUUCCGCUCCGUUGAGCUGCGCCUGCCGCCCGCCCAGCUCGGCUUCGGCGAGGUCGGCACCUUUGAAUUUACCUCGGACGCCCUGACCACGACGGGGUACAGUCCCUCGCCGCACACCAAGAUUCGCAUGCGCACGGGGGGCAGCUCCGCCUCGGUCAAGGGCAACGUGUGUUCCCGCCGUACCGACGACGAAACCGGCCUAACCUGGGACAUCAGCGGCGGCGGCGACGCCUCCAACGACGAGCACGCGGACGAGCAGCAGCAGCAGCAGCAGCAACACCAUAAAAAGAAGCCCAAGCACAACAAAUCCACGCGCAUCCGGCUCCCCGUCCGCUUCCGUUACCGCUCCCCCGUCUUCUUCGAGUUCCACCCGCCCUCCAACACCGGCCUCCGCCGCAAAGCCGACACCUUCGCCUCUCUCUGGCUCCAAGACAUCCCCGACAACGAGGAGCAGGACUUCGACCUCCCCGUGUGGCGGUGCAGCAACGGGCUCCGCCUCUCGCAGAACUACAUCACCGAAGCCAACGUCAACUCGGUGCCCGCGCUGCGCGUGGAGGAGGUCGGCCGCCUGCGCUUCCGCGGCCGCUUCAAGCCCGGCACCGACCGCGACCACCUGCGGUUUGUGAGUGACAACGACUCGCGCGAGACGAUCGAGACGUGGGAGGCGUGCUUUGCGGAGGGGGUGCGCGCGGAGCAUGUCCACCCCGAGGUGCCGCCGGCGGUGCAGAAGCUGCAUGAGGAGAGUCUGACGCAUGGGAGGGAUGUGCUGGCGAUGGCGCCCGAGGAGGAGAAGAAGCGGUGGUUGGCGAAGGAUGGGACGGAUUGGAGCGGGGCGUUUGGCGAGGAUCCGGCGAAGUUGGUGGGGGAGGAGAGGAGGGGGGAGGGGGAGGGGGAGGGUGAGGUCGAUGGGGAGCAGCUGUCGGAGGAGGAGGACAGCAGUGAGGAAGAGGAAGAGGAGGAGGUGGAUUUGGGUAUUGAUGAUGCCACGCACGAUAAGGGAAAGGGGCGAGCGAGCGUGGGAAGCAGUGAGGAGGGCGAAGGGGGUAACGGUAACUAUACCUGGAAGGGAGGCGAGGAUGGCCCCAACGGCCCUGACGGUCACUCGCGCAAGUCCAUGGAUAGCGGCGCCACGGGAGCCACCGGGGCGACCAGCAAGUCGAACAAGUCGGGCGGGUCGAGCAGCAGCAAGAACCCGAUCGCGCAUUACCUAAAUCGCUUGAUGCUAACUCGGGCAGGAAAACCCAUGCGCAACGUCCAGUUCGCCAAAGACGAGGCCGUCUACGCCACUCGGCGGUUGAUGAAGGUCGGCAGUCUGAGCGGGCGGAAACCUGAUGUCGAGACCGAGGUUUGA